AUGUGGGCUCUUUUCCUUCUUAAGAUUCUGUCAGCAGCAGUGCUCGUAACAGCCCAAGGCCCGCCCGCUGUCGGAGGCGGGUGCACCACUAACUCCUUCAACAUCCCCAGCUGGUUCAUCACCGACUUCAAGGAUCUGGUCGACGACGAGAGGAAGGUGGCAUUUGGUAUUCUAAACCGGGCAACGAACUAUACCGCCCAAGCAACAUGCGGCAUCGAUAGGAAAGGGUACAAUCUCUGCUCUGUGUCUGGACAGUCAGCCCCUGGGAACGGCACAAUUGAAAUCAAGGCCUUGGUUGAGGGAACUGUGGCUCAGGUCUCUGUGAACCAAACCUGGAGCUGUAACGAUCGAGGCACUCCAGUCCAAUUCACGGCAUCAGGCCGGGCUCGUAUCUCUCUUUACGAUGUACCGGAACCAGAAGCCAGCUCUACAUUCCCCCCACUGUUGAUUCAAGGGACGCUCCACGCACCAGUCUCCAUCACCCCAGACAGGGCGGCAGGCCCGCAAGGUCAUGACCAAAAAGGUUGUCAAGCAGCGUCAGAGAAGCCAGAAUGGAAUAUUACCCAUAUUUACUAUACGGAUCGGCCAGCGGAUGGCAACGUCGAGACGCCUUCCCGCACCUUCAAUCUUUUGUUUACAAACACGGCCAAUGGGUACGAGGGUGGUUGCGUGCAUGGUUCCCUUGUAGGUCCAGCUGGGGAAACGAGCCUGAUCUGCGCCGGGUCCGAGUUCGGGAAUCUCGGAGGGAGCAGAUAUGCAAUCAGCACCACGGCCAGCUUCGACCCUUCUGAUUUCAAGUUCACAGUCAGACAAACUUGGUUUUGUGAUGACGAGAAUCCAUCAAAGCCACUCCAAUUCACAGCUUCCGCGAGCACAAUCCUCCCGCUCACUUGCACCACGACACCCCUCUCGGCCGGCUCUGCGAUCAACGAGACAGUCUGCGACCGCAAUCCCACUCUCGUCCUCGCAGGAAAUGUAGACAGCGCCACUACCCUCCCGCCCUAUUCUCUGACUGAACCAAUCCCGCGGGACAAUACCUGCACCAUCACCUCGAUCCUCGCCCCAAAAUGGCAGUUCUCGGCCUUCGAGAUUGUCUACACACCAGAGAAGGAAGAGUGGGAGGCAAUCAACUUUGAGAUCAUCCUGGCGACAUACUCGGGGUUUCAGUACCCCAUUCCAGUCACAGUCAGCAGAGCGGCUGGAAGGGAAGGGGGUUGGUUCGAGUGCGUCAUCGGAGCCGACGGGGCGAACGAUCAGCCGCUCUGGCCGUAUGCCUGCUUGGUGCAAUUUAAUCCGGAGACGAAGGAGCUGAAGCUCAAGGCGGAUUGGCAGUGUAGGGAGUUGGAUGGGGAUCAGCCCGUGAACUUCAGCGGUUUGACAACAACAACCAUCAAGAGUGACUUCACCUGCGAGACAUUUCGGGAUAUGGAGGUCUGCGUGACUGAAGACACGGGAUUUGUGUGGACGGCGGACAUUGGGGGUGUUGUCUGGCGCUCCGUGCCGCAGUCUAACCCCUGA
Molecule: messenger RNA, 1518 nt
Organism: Podospora anserina S mat+
Lineage: Eukaryota; Fungi; Ascomycota; Sordariomycetes; Sordariales; Podosporaceae
Exons: 4
Coding region: 1-1518 (505 amino acids)
Source: RefSeq, a predicted model, not a curated record